Drosophila elegans is the source of this 1154-nucleotide messenger RNA. Its product is annotated as cuticle protein-like. The transcript has 3 exons. Bases 1 to 1068 code for a protein of 355 amino acids. The record is from RefSeq and is a predicted model, not a curated record. Lineage: Eukaryota; Metazoa; Arthropoda; Insecta; Diptera; Drosophilidae. Gene Ontology annotation, cellular component: extracellular matrix.
AUGAAGGCCACCCAGCAUUAUCACACAUCCCCAAUCCCAUCCUUUGAAGAUCUGCGAUUAAUUGGAGCGACUAUUAGCAGAUGCAAUCAUUUCACAACUACCAUUUCGUACGUGGGCACCUGGCAGCAGGGAAAUCCCGCCGAAUCCUUUCUAAAUAAUUGGACUGCACUCUGCAUUCGACAACCGCGUCUCCUCCCUUGGCCCUCUGCCGACUUCUCGGCCAGCGUCGAAGUCGAGUUGACUUCGCAGAGCGCCGAAAGUGCAAGCGCGGGCUAUAAAACCGCGGGCCAGGCCAGAAGCCACAUCAUUCAGCCCCCAGCACCGUUUCUGCAAAGAACUAACCCACAAACCAAAAAAAAUAAACUCCUAAAAUGGCAUUCAAGUUCGUCUUCGCCCUCGCCUUCGUUGCCGUGGCCAGCGCCGGUUACGCCCCCAUCGCCGCCCCCCCAGGUGUACCACGCCGCCCCAGCGGUGGCCACCUACGCCCACGCCCCCGUGGCCGUGGCCCAGAAGGUCGUGGUCAAGGCCGCCGAGGAGUACGACCCCCAUCCCCAGUACCGCUUCUCGUACGGAGUCGACGACAAGCUGACCGGCGACAACAAGGGACAGGUGGAGGAGCGCGACGGCGAUGUGGUCCGCGGAGAGUACUCCCUGAUCGACGCCGAUGGCUACAAGAGGACCGUCCAGUACACCGCCGACCCCAUCAACGGAUUCAACGCCGUGGUGAACCGUGAGCCCCUGGUCAAGGCCGUCGCCGUUGCCCCUGCUGUGGUGAAGACCAUCGCCGCUCCCGUUGCCCACUAUGCCGCCCCUGCCGUUGUGAAGACCGUGGCUCCAGUGGCUCACUAUGCCGCCCCCGCUGCCUACACCUCCUACGCCGCCCCUGCCGUGGUCAAGACCUUGGCACCAGUGGCUCACUAUGCUGCCCCCGCUGUGGUCAAGACCGUGGCUCCAGUUGCUCACUAUGCCGCCCCUGCUGUGGUGAAGACUGUGGCUCCAGUGGCCCACUACGCCGCCCCCGCUACCUACACUUCGUACGCCGCCCCUGCUGUCGCCUACCACCACUAAGAACUGCCAUGCCCCAUUAGCACAGCCCCUUAUUGUUAUAGUUUUACGAACGACCCCUAAAAAUAAACAUAUAUUCGUCAUUUAAA